This is a messenger RNA of Trichobilharzia regenti, 1142 nucleotides long. The record is from the annotation of a GenBank genome assembly. NCBI's taxonomy places the organism in Eukaryota, Metazoa, Platyhelminthes, Trematoda, Strigeidida, Schistosomatidae.
AUAUCCGCCACAGUUUGUCCUUUUGUAAUUUUUUAGUUAACCAGUCUUCAGGAAUCAUUUAAGCCACAUUUUGUACAAAAUAGGUUAAAUUGCAUUCCGUGUGCCUACGUAUUCGGGGGCACAUAGCUUAAAAGUGCAUACCUCGAGAUAUGCACUAGUUACUAGUGUGGUUUGUCUAAUCCUUUCUUUGGUGCAGACUGAAUUCUAUCGGUCAGGUUUGAGACGUGGUCACCAUUCUAGGUCCAAGGCUUCCUGCCUGUCGCCUCCGACCAUCUAAUACUAGAUAAUAUAUAUCAUCAAAUGCGCAUCUCUGUCAGGCAAGUUUCUGACAGAUAUGUGGCGAUCCAAAAUUUUGGAAGUUUCCAGUGAGUCUCAUUUUAUGUCAUGUGGAAAAUUCUUAGGUAAAAGAGAACCUUUUCGGGAAUUCAAAUAUGAAUUAUUUAGUUUGACUUCCCCAUAUCUAAUAUAAGUGCCUUUCUACAGUCACUUUGAUAUACAAGCUUGUUGUAUUAUAAAAUGAAACUCGCAUAACCAUCUCACUCAAAUGCGUUAACGUUCUGAUGGAAUGAUUUAAAAUGUCAAGAUCAAUCUAAUGGCCAACAAUCAUUGGUUAUGGAAUAAACUUAACUGUAAUCUAUAUUUUUUUUAUCAAACGAACUGUUUUUGUCGAACAUUCGCUAAUGUCAAUCCCAAAAAUGCAGUUAGCCAGACUGACUUCAAAUUCUAUACUUCCUUUCAUCAGCCAACAACAAAUAAGAACAUUCAACGUAUCGACGGGAGGUUUAGGAUUUAGACAAAAGAUUGCCUAUAAAACAAGAUAUCAUUGGAUGCUAGAUUUAAAAAAGAGCAGAGCUCGUUCUAGAAAUCCUUGGAUUCCCAAAGAACCUAUAACAAGCAUGGAAAUUGAUGGACAGAAAAUUGAAUUCCCUGAAAUGUAUUUAGACUUUAUUGUACCCAACGACCUAGAAAAGUCUGAGUUGAAGCCUUAUGUGUCAUGGCGAUCAAAAGAAGUUGGAGAAGGACCAUUGACACCUGAAAUUUUAUUCGAACAAAGAUAUUUACAAAAAAUCACUGAAAUGUAUAAAAACGGUGCAAGUAAAGAAGAAAUUAUGGAAUAUGUGAAAAGAACAAAUUGUUGUUAG